Molecule: messenger RNA, 2099 nt
Organism: Cadophora gregata
Lineage: Eukaryota; Fungi; Ascomycota; Leotiomycetes; Helotiales; Ploettnerulaceae
Exons: 4
Coding region: 35-2062 (675 amino acids)
Molecular function (GO): flavin adenine dinucleotide binding; oxidoreductase activity, acting on CH-OH group of donors
Source: RefSeq, a predicted model, not a curated record
GCCACUCCAUUACUUCGAACCCAUCUGUCUCGAAAUGGUGACUGCAGUCUUCUUUGUGCCUUUUCUGGCUCUGGCAACUGCUGUUUCGGCCAAGCCCUUGUCUGGAAUUUCAAAGAGCUUCCAGAGCUCACCUGACGUUCAAUCUAGAGCUACAUCAACGUACUUGCCAUCCUACGAAUAUAUUGUUGUUGGCUCUGGACCUGGAGGUGGGCCUCUAGCUGCUAGAUUAGCCAUUGCAGGACAUUCGGUGCUGCUGAUUGAGGCUGGCGACGACCAGGGCUCGAGUCUUCAGCAACAGGUCCCAGCGCUGAAUUUGGCCUCGACUGAGUAUGCUCCGAUGAAAUGGGACUUCUACGUCAAUCACUACAGCAAUGUUUCCAGACAGACACAGGACACGAAAAUGACUUACAAGACACCUUCAGGCGAUCUGUUCGUCGAGGGUAUCAGCGGCAGCCCGACCCCGCCAACUAACUCUACACCUCUGGGGGUACUGUACCCACGAGCAGGAACACUUGGUGGAUGCGGCUCACACAACGCCCUUAUCACCGUCCUACCGCACGAAAGUGACUGGGUCGGAAUACAGAAACUCACUGGCGAUGAUUCCUGGGCUCCGGGUGCAAUGCGCAAGUACUUCGAGCGUCUCGAAAACGCCAGAUACGCGCCGAGCUCGACAAUUGGUCAUGGAUAUAGUGGCUGGCUAACUACCAGCUUGACCAGCCUUGGGUUGGUAAUCACAGAUCUUAAAAUCAUCUCUCUUAUCGCUGCCGCCGGGUCUGCGAUGGGUAACAGCUGGCUUACAUCGGUUCUCAGCACUUUGCUGGGCCUGGGGCAGAUUCUCGGAAGGGAUCUGAACUCGGGCCAAGCUGGCCGAGAUGCGCAGCAGGGCUUAUUUCAGAUUCCUUUAGCUGUCAAUUCUGGAGUACGCGCUGGACCACGAGAGUUCAUCAUAAGCACUGCAAAUGCAGUUAAUCCAGAUGGGUCUCGGAAGUACAUCCUUGAUAUCCAGAUGAACACCCUUGUGACUCAGGUAACAUUUUCGGGAACAACAGCUACCGGUGUUAAAUAUCUCCAGGGGAAAAGUUUAUACAGAGCUGAUCCUCGGGCUAGCACAAGUGAUUCCGGUGUCCCAGGAAGCGUCAACGCAACGCGCGAAGUCAUUCUCGCAGCCGGAGCCUUCAAUACACCCCAGCUCUUGAAACUCAGUGGGAUCGGUCCAAAGGACGAACUUGCCUCAUUUGGAAUCCCACUUGUCAAAGAUCUUCCGGGCGUCGGCACCAAUCUCCAAGACCGAUACGAAACAAGUGUGAUUGGGAAGACCACCAGCGACUUUGCAAUCAUCAAGGACUGCACAUUCCUCCGAACCUCAAACGAUGCUUGUCUGAGUAAGUGGAAGAAUAACCCGGGAGGAGAUAGAGGAACAUAUGCAACUAAUGGUAUCGCAAUUGCCAUUGUACAGAACUCGUCAACUUCAGCAGGUGACAAUGAUGUCUUGAUCACGGGUGCGCCUGCGAACUUCAUUGGUUACUACCCCGGGUACUCAGGAGACGCUCUGCUUGAUGCGAAGCACUGGGCUUGGAUUACACUCAAGGCACACAGUCGAAAUAAUGCAGGAACAGUGACUUUGCGCUCUGCGGACCCGCGCGACAUGCCGCUCAUCAACUUCAACUACUUCGACUCAGGCACCACGAGCAACAGUGCAGCAGCCAAAGACCUUCAGGCUGUGGUUGAGGGUAUGACGUUCUCGCGCCGCAUUUUCAAGGAUGUCAUCUCCUUCGAUGGGGUGUUUACGGAAGUUUGGCCGGGUCCGGAUGUGACAGGAGAGAAGUUGAAUGAAUUCGUGAAGAACGAGGCAUGGGGGCACCAUGCUUCGUGCACUUGUCCAAUUGGGGCGGAUGGAGAUCAGAUGGCAGUCCUAGACUCCAGGUUCAGAGUGAGAGGCACAAAGGGCUUGAGGGUCUCCGAUGCUUCGGUAUUUCCCAAGAUCCCAGGGUUCUAUAUUGCACUGCCAAUCUAUAUGAUCAGUGAAAAGGCUGCAGAUGUGAUACUCAGCGAGGUUGUAUAAUAUACAAGUAAAUGAAUACAGGAAACGCAUUGUAGCA